AUGGCUGCUCGAGGACGUUUGCAAGGCAAGAAUGCCAUUAUCACCGGUGCUGCAGGCGGUAUCGGCCUCGAAACUAGCAUUCUUUUUGCUCGCGAAGGAGCAUCCGUCUUAAUGGCAGAUAUUUCGGAGCAAGCUCUCGAGAAGGCUCUUGCUAGAGUUAAGGCAGCUGUCUCCAAUGCUCCAAGGAUUGAGACAGUCAAGUGCGACGUUUCCAAAGAAUCAGAUAUUCAAGCUAUGGUAGACAGCUUAGAUUCGUGGGGUGGUCUAGAUAUUAUUUUCAACAACGCUGGCAUCAUGCAUGCGGAUGAUGCCGAUGCUGUGGAUACACCAGAGAAGAUCUGGGAUUUGACACAGAAUAUCAACGUCAAGGGCGUGUGGUAUGGAUCCAAGCAUGCUGUUCUCAGCAUGAGGAGAAACAAGAAGACCAAGGGUAGCAUCAUCAACACCGCAAGUGUCGUCGCUCUAGUGGGAAGUGCGACCCCACAACUUGCAUACACAGCAAGUAAAGGUGCCGUUUUGGCUAUGACCAGGGAGUUGGCCAUUGUUCAUGCCCGCGAGGGAUUCAGAUUUAACUCGCUGUGCCCAGCUCCUUUGAAUACUCCCCUUCUUCAGGACUGGCUAGGCGAUGAUGCCCAUAAGCGUAUGAGACGUGAAAUCCACUUCCCCUCUGGCCGCUUUGGCGAAGCUGUUGAGCAGGCCCAAGCUGUUCUCUUCCUUGCCAGCGAUGAGAGCAGCUUCGUCAAUGGAUCUGACUUUGUGGUUGAUGGUGGCAUGACAAAGGCAAGCAGUGCAUUCCAAUUACUUUCCCCCCAUAGCUGCUAA
Molecule: messenger RNA, 822 nt
Organism: Ophidiomyces ophidiicola
Lineage: Eukaryota; Fungi; Ascomycota; Eurotiomycetes; Onygenales; Onygenaceae
Exons: 3
Coding region: 1-822 (273 amino acids)
Molecular function (GO): oxidoreductase activity
Source: RefSeq, a predicted model, not a curated record